AUGUCUUCAAAAGCUCCGUCACCCGAGCUCCUCGCUCUCGUCAACGACUUCCUUGCCAGCAAUGGCUUUGAGAAGGCCGCUAAGGCUCUCACAAAGCAAGCCAAGGACCAAAGCAUCGCUCUGGCCACUGAUGGAAAGACUACCCUGACCGCCCUCUACGAUGCCCGUCCCAAGGAGACGCCCGCCNNGCUGCAACUGCCGACGACUCCUCCGACGCCAGCGACAGCAAGUGAAGACGAGAAGAAGCCCGUGAAGAAGGAGGCCUCCAAGAAGCGCAAGGCCACUCCUCCUAGCUCCUCCGACUCCUCCGACUCUUCCGAAGACAAGAAGCCCGCCGCAAAGAAGACCAAGACCGUCAAGAAGGCCGAGGUCUCCUCCGAUUCCUCCUCUGCGUCGUCUUCCUCCGAAAGUGAAGACAGCAGCGACUCUUCUGAUUCUGAAUCAGACUCCGACUCCUCCUCAUCUUCCGACUCAGACAGCUCCACGAAUCCGAGUCGGAAAGCGAGAGCGAGAAGAAGAAAAAAGUCCGCAAAGGUCGUCAAGGCCGAGAAGCCCGCAAAGAAGGAAAAGAAGGAGAAGAAGCCCGUCGUCAAGGCCGAGCCCUCGUCCGACUCCGCUGCUUCGAGCGUGACCCUCGCCGACGUUCCUGCGCUUGUCAAGGCCGAAGUCGACACCAUUAUGGUUCCCGCAAGCUCAGCCCUUGGCCAAGCUGAAGGGACUGCUGCCCCGUCCACCGACGCGGACGAGCACAUGCACCCUAGCCGCAAACGCAAGCUCGGAGGUGCUUUCGGCGAGGCUGAGCAGCAAGUUGCUGUCCCUGCCACCGAGGAAAACAUCAAGCGUGCAAAGAAGGAAAAUGUUCCUUUCAGCCGCAUUCCCAAGGAUCAGUGGGUCGACCCUCGUCUUCAGAGCAACGCUUUCGUGCCUUACGACUACGCUCAGAGGGCACACGAGGCAUUGAUCGUUACCAAGGGCAAGGCUUUCACCAAGGCCAAGAACAAGGGCAAGCGUGGUAGCUACAGAGGUGGUAUUAUCGACCAGACACCCAAGGGUAUCCAGUUCGAGGACUAG
Aureobasidium uvarum is the source of this 1071-nucleotide messenger RNA. NCBI's taxonomy places the organism in Eukaryota, Fungi, Ascomycota, Dothideomycetes, Dothideales, Saccotheciaceae. The record is from the annotation of a GenBank genome assembly.